Messenger RNA from Arvicola amphibius (Eurasian water vole), 813 nucleotides. RefSeq names its product membrane spanning 4-domains A12 (gene Ms4a12). The coding region runs from base 1 to 813 and encodes 270 amino acids. The record is from RefSeq and is a predicted model, not a curated record. The transcript has 6 exons. Lineage: Eukaryota; Metazoa; Chordata; Mammalia; Rodentia; Cricetidae. Gene Ontology annotation, cellular component: plasma membrane. Gene Ontology annotation, biological process: cell surface receptor signaling pathway.
AUGACGUCUUCCCAGACAACUACCUACCCUGGAACGCAUGUCACCAUUCCCAAUCCUUACCCACCAACAAGUUCCAUGGCUCUUCAUCCUCAACCACCUCUGGGUUUUCUAAACAUAGGAAACCAAGUACAGACUGGGCAACUUUCUUACAUUACAUCUCCGGGAAUCCUCACUACCCAUCAGCUCGGUCUGGAAAAUGUGCCAACGAGGCAUCCAGCUCCAGGAACAAUAACAACUAACCCCAAAUUUAAAGACGCAGCAAUAGCUCUUGGGGCAGUCCAUAUCAUAACUGGAUUGAUGCAUAUUGGUUUUGGAAUUGUUCUUGGGUUGCUGAGCAUCAAUUACCAUAUGUCUUGGGCAUUUUGCUCUGUUGCUUUUAUUGGUGGAUAUCCAUUCUGGGGUGGACUCUCUUUCAUUGCUUCUGGCUCACUCUCUGUAUCGGCAUUCAAGAAACCCUCCCCUUCUCUGUUGAAAAGCACCCUGGCAACGAACGUUAUUAGUGUUAUCUUUGCCUCUGUUGGAGUGAUUCUGUUUGUGUGGGAUCUGAGCACCAACGGCUACUAUUAUCAGAACUACUGGAUGGUGAUUUCUGGGACAGGAAUUGUAGGCGUGCUGGCAAUAUUUUCCGUGUUGGAGUUCAGUAUAGCAUGUGCUAUGGUCUACUUUGCCUACCAAACCCUACUCCAUGGCAAAAGGUCUGCCCUGGCUGUUCCAACCGUGCAUGUGGCCAACCCCUUGACGCAACAGCCUUUCCCAGAUCCUGCAAUAUAUGAGAGAGUACCAGCUUAUGCUCCUCAACCAUAUCAGGCAUAA